This is a messenger RNA of Lichtheimia ornata, 957 nucleotides long. RefSeq lists its product as uncharacterized. NCBI's taxonomy places the organism in Eukaryota, Fungi, Mucoromycota, Mucoromycetes, Mucorales, Lichtheimiaceae. The record is from RefSeq and is a predicted model, not a curated record. The coding region runs from base 1 to 957 and encodes 318 amino acids. The transcript has 6 exons. Gene Ontology annotation, molecular function: NAD+ binding; oxidoreductase activity, acting on the CH-OH group of donors, NAD or NADP as acceptor. Gene Ontology annotation, biological process: fatty acid metabolic process.
AUGAUUGGCAUCACCCUCAACAGCUGCAAGCGUCUUCCUGCCACUGUUCAGACCACUCGUCGCUUCCUUUCAAGCACCCCUGCCAACCUUCGCAACAUUGACCAUAUCAAGCGUGUUGGUGUGGUGGGCUCUGGCCAAAUGGGUUUGGGUAUUGCCUAUGUUGCUGCCAAUGUCGCACGUCUUCCAGUGGUGUUGAUGGAUAUCAACAAGGAGCAAACUGAUCGUGGUAUCCAGUUUAUGAACAAGUUGCUCGACAAGGAUGUUUCCAAAUCCAAAAUCACCGCUGAACAUGCCAAGGGCACACGUGAAUUAGUCUCCACCACCAACUCCAUGCAAUCCUUGUCGGAUGUUGAUAUCGUCAUUGAGGCUGCUUCCGAAAACUUGAACAUCAAGAAUGCCAUCUUCCGUGACUUGGACGCCAUUUGCAAAUCGGAUGCUAUCCUUGCCACCAAUACCAGCAGUAUCAGUAUCACCAAGAUUGCCGCUGCUACCAAAAAGGCCGAGCAGGUUAUUGGUAUGCACUUUAUGAAUCCCGUGCCUGUGAUGAAGCUCGUUGAAGUCAUCCCCGGUCUUGCCACCAAAGACGAUGUGCUUCAGGACACCCUUGCAUUGGCCAAGAACAUGGGCAAGACUACAACCGUUGCCGAGGAUAUCCCUGGUUUCGUUGCCAACCGCUUGUUGAUGCCCUACAUCAACGAGGCCGUCAUGCUCUUGGAGAGUGGUGCUGCAAGCGCUGAAGAUAUCGACACUACCAUGAAAUUGGGCACCAACAUGCCUAUGGGUCCCUUGACUUUGGCCGACUUUAUCGGCUUGGAUACCUGCUUGGCCAUCCAAAAGGUUCUCUAUGACAACACUGGCGACUCCAAAUACCGCCCUUGCUGGUUGUUGCAAAAGUAUGUUGAUGCUGGCUGGUACGGCAAAAAGAGCGGUCGUGGUUUCUACAACUAUGCCAAAUAA